This is a messenger RNA of Brassicogethes aeneus, 1639 nucleotides long. Lineage: Eukaryota; Metazoa; Arthropoda; Insecta; Coleoptera; Nitidulidae. The record is from the annotation of a GenBank genome assembly.
CCUUAGCCAACAUAAAUUCCCCAAGAAAAAAUAAAUAAAUUUGUAAUUAUGUCAAAUUGAGGAGUAUAAAUAGAAAAUAGCUUGUUUUUCUACCAAUGCCUUUGCAAGCAAUAAACACAAUGGCUCAGAAUGCAGUAGAACCCAUGCAGGUUGAUGCACCGCCGGAAGAUAACGAUAAUAACGAAGAAGAAAGUUAUGUAGUCGAAAAUCCAUCACUAGAUCUUGAGGUGUAUGCCAAUAGCUACACAGGCUUGGCCAGAUUAUAUCGGCUGAUCUACAUUAUUGACCAUUGUCCUUCUCUAAGACUAGAAGCUUUAAAAAUGGCCAUAUCUUAUGUUAUGACCACAUAUAAUGUUAAUCUAUAUCAAGUACUUCAUCAGAAAUUGGCUGAAGUAACAACAGCAAUCAGUGUGCCUGAUGUUGCAGCUUCAUCAACUUCACAAGACAUUCCCUCAAUUGACAACUUGUGGAUGGAGACAAGGUCUAAAAAAGCCGCAUUAAAAUUGGAAAAGUUGGACAAUGAUUUAAAAAAUUAUAAGUCAAAUUCUAUUAAGGAGAGUAUUCGUAGGGGACAUGAUGAUUUGGGCGAUCAUUAUUUGGAUUGUGGGGAUUUGUCAAAUGCUUUAAAGUGUUAUUCUCGAGCUCGUGAUUAUUGUACCAGUGGAAAGCAUGUAGUUAACAUGUGUUUAAAUGUUAUAAAAGUUUCAGUUCAUCUUCAGAAUUGGUCGCAUGUGUUAAGUUAUAUUUCUAAAGCUGAAGGUACUCCAGACUUUUCAGAGGGUCAAGGAAAAGAUGCAAACCAAAUUAUUAUCACAAAACUUAAAUGUGCUGCUGGUUUGGCUGAGUUAGCUACAAAAAAAUACAAAUCAGCUGCAAAACAUUUUUUGCAAGCUAAUUUGGAUCACUGUGAUUUCCCCGAGCUGUUAUCUCCCAAUAAUGUAGCUAUGUAUGGUGGAUUCUGUGCAUUGGCAACAUUUGAUAGGCAUGAACUGCAGAAAAAUGUUAUAUUUAGCAGUUCUUUUAAAUUAUUUUUGGAAUUGGAACCUCAAUUGCGCGAUAUAAUUUUUAAAUUUUAUGAGUCAAAAUAUGCUUCUUGUUUAAAAUUACUAGAUGAAAUUAGGGAUAAUUUGUUACUAGAUAUGUAUAUAGCCCCACAUGUCAACACAUUGUAUACUCAGAUUAGAAAUAGAGCUUUAAUCCAAUACUUUAGUCCAUAUUUGUCAGCUGAUAUGCAUAAAAUGGCAGAAGCUUUCAACCGAACUGUUCCUGCCCUGGAGGAUGAGUUGAUGCAACUUAUUUUAGAAGGGCAAAUUCAGGCUCGAAUUGAUUCCCACAACAAAAUUUUAUUUGCUAAAGAUGUUGAUCAAAGAAGUACUACUUUUGAGAAAAGUCUACUAAUGGGAAAAGAGUAUCAAAGAAGAACAAGAAUGUUAAUAUUAAGAGCUGCUGUUUUAAAGAAUAAAAUUCAUGUUAAAAGCCCGCAAAGAGAAACAACUGGUAACUCAGGAGAAAUUACUGUGGCUCCUGGAACAAGUACCGCUGUUUCUGCCAGAACAUAAUGUGUUUUUAUUUUCUAUAUUAAAUAUUGAUGCUUUAGAUCAUUUGUAUAAUAAAGGAUAAAUUAAAAAUUUUAAAGUCA